Amaranthus tricolor (Joseph's coat) is the source of this 1356-nucleotide messenger RNA. RefSeq lists its product as uncharacterized. The record is from RefSeq and is a predicted model, not a curated record. Bases 251 to 1150 code for a protein of 299 amino acids. The transcript is spliced from 3 exons. NCBI's taxonomy places the organism in Eukaryota, Viridiplantae, Streptophyta, Magnoliopsida, Caryophyllales, Amaranthaceae.
GUACUCCUUUUGUUUUAUACUUCUAUAUUUUAAUAGAGUGAGGAUAUUCUCCACAAAAUUCCCCAACAAUGAUCUCAUUUGUCACCACAUGACCGUGAUUAUAGCUCUUAUACACUUCCCUACAACAUUCAUCUCUUCACUACAAAUACCAGCAAAGCUUUAACAUAGAGAGAGAAACACAUAUACCAAUUUAUUUGAGUUUUUAGAGAGAAAGAUAUAUACAGUAAAAAUUUAAAAAAAUAAACAAAAAAUGGGUAGCAUAGAGGAAGAAGAGCUAUUACAAAUGGUUCAUGAUUUCAUGGAAUCAUCUGAACCAACAAUCUCAUCACCUUCUUUGUUAUCGUCUAACAAUUUUUGCAAUCCUCAUACUACCCUAAAAUAUGAUCAUUUUAGAAGGCACUUUACCCUACAAGAGAUUUUAAUGAAGAAAACUAGAGAGGAGAAGGAGAUCAUUGAGAAAGUAGGGAAGCAUAUGAGAAAAAAAUUGGAUUUGGAGAAAACAAGUGGACUUAAGCAAUGGCUUGUUCAAUGCCUUAAGUUUGAUGGGUUUUGUGUUUCUCUUUGUCAUACUUCUUGGGUCACUACCCCUUCUUGUCCUUGUGGAAGCUAUGAAUAUAUUGAAAUAGUGGAGGGAGGCACCCAAAGAGUAGUAGUGGACAUUGAUUUCAAGUCUCAAUUUGAAGUAGCAAGGCCAAGUGAAAGCUACAUACAACUCUCAAGCAAACUUCCAAAAAUAUUUAUUGGAAAUGAAGACAAAUUAAAAAACAUUAUUUAUCUUGUUUGUUCAGCUGCAGAAGAAUCACUUAGAGAGAAAGGACUUCACAUUCCUCCUUGGAGAAGGGCCCCUUAUAUGCUUUCCAAAUGGAAGCUUUCAAAUAAUUCCUCCAAUAAUCAUAACAAAAAAUACCCUAAUAAUAAUAAUAAUAAUAAUAAUAAUAAUAAUAAUAAUAAUAAUAAUAUUAAUCAUAAUACAAAUAAUAAUCAUAUUAAUAUUAAUAAUAACAAUAAUUAUCCUAAUUAUCCUUCUAGUUCUAGAUUAGAGAAGUGGGCACCAAAGAAAGUGAUGAUGAAGGGGAGAAGAAGAGAAUUAAGUGGUGGGGAAUCAGGAUUGUCUAAUCAAUUUUCAAACUUGGGCAUCAAUUGUUGUUAGUAAUUGUUUUGUAGGUGCGUCCAAUCAAUUUUGGCCAUGUUAGGAUAUUUUCAAUAUUCUGAAAUACUUGCAACUAAUUGUACUGUGACAUAUUGUGAAGAAAAAUCUCACUAUCAGUUGCAAGUAUAACGAAAUAGAGGAAGUUGUAUUUUUUUGUUAAAAUAUAUUGUUAUUUUACAUUAAAGAGGGAGAAAGAUUAAAACUAA